Molecule: messenger RNA, 810 nt
Organism: Triticum turgidum subsp. durum (durum wheat)
Lineage: Eukaryota; Viridiplantae; Streptophyta; Magnoliopsida; Poales; Poaceae
Source: the annotation of a GenBank genome assembly
AUGGCUGAGCACCCUUCGGCAACCUCCUCGUCUGCUGCUCCUCCCCCUCAGGUGCAAGUGCAAGCUGCUGCUGAACCGGCGACCGAACUUUCCCCGGGUGCUCCUGCCUCGCCCCAUUCCCCGCCGGUUCACCUAGGCGAUACGGUGGGGAUAACGACGGCGUUGACGGCGACGAGCUCCGGGGAGCCGUCGCCGCGGUCCACUGGGAAGCACCCCUUCUACCGCGGCAUCCGGUGCAGAAACGGCAAGUGGGUCUCGGAGAUCCGCGAGCCGCGCAAGGCGCGCCGCAUAUGGCUCGGAACUUACCCGACGGCCGAGAUGGCUGCCGCGGCCUAUGACGUGGCCGCCCGCGCGCUGCGCGGCUCCGACGCCGUGCUCAAUUUCCCUGGCGCCACCGCCUCGCGCCCGGUCCCCGCGUCUGCCUCCCCCGAGGACAUACGCGCGGCCGCAGCCGCAGCCGCGGCGGCCGCCCAGCUUUACAGGCCGCACGGCGGCGAGGCGGCUGAUGGCACUGCUUCGACUGCCGCGACAGAGGAGCAGCAGAGACAUCACGGCACAAUAACAAGCGAAGAAGCCGCCGAUGACCGCACGCCGCACCAUCAGCUGGGCAAUGAGGACUUCAUGGACGAGGAGGCGAUCUUCGAGAUGCCGCAGAUGCUGCGCAACAUGGCGGCGGGCAUGAUGAUGAGCCCGCCAAGGCUGAGCCCCACCGCCUCCGACGAGUGGCCGGACCCGCCGGGGGCGGGGGAGAGCCUGUGGAGCUACCACGAUCCCUAUAGACAUAAAAAUAUUUGGCGGUGGAUAAAUUAA